UGGCUGGAAUGGGCCGUGAAGGAGUACGGGCUUCCCGAGGUGGACCUGUCUCUCUUCCACAGCAUCGACGGGAAGGAGCUCUGCAAGAUGAGCAAAGACGACGUCCAGCGCCUGACCAGCAGCUACACGGCCGAGAUCCUGCUGUCUCACCUGCACUACCUCAGAGAGACUCCACUUCCUCACUUGACUUCAGAUGAUGUUGACAAAGCCUUGCAAAACUCCCCGCGGUUAAUGCAUGCUCGCAAUACAGGAGGAGCCAGCUUCAUCUUCCCAAACACCUACCCUUCAGACGCCAGCAGAGCAGACGUGAGUUUCCACAGCCGGCGCUCUGGAUGGACUCAGCCGGCGUCUGCAGCUAAAGAUCUGUAUCAGAUUUUAGGGCCGACAAGCAGCAGACUGGCGAAUCCAGGUUCGGGUCAGAUCCAGCUGUGGCAGUUCCUCCUGGAGCUUCUCUCCAACAGCUCCAACUCGUCCUGCAUCACGUGGGAAGGAACCAACGGCGAGUUCAAGAUGACGGAUCCGGACGAGGUGGCGCGGCGCUGGGGCGAGAGGAAGAGCAAGCCCAACAUGAACUACGACAAGAUGAGCCGAGCCAUGCGCUACUACUACGACAAGAACAUCAUGACCAAAGUGCACGGCAAGCGCUACGCCUACAAGUUCGACUUCCACGGCAUCGCGCAGGCCCUGCAGCCGCAUCCGCCCGACUCCUCCAUCUACAAGUACCCCGCUGAGCUGUCCUACAUGAGCACGUACCCGCACCCGCAGAAGAUGAGCUUCGUGUCUCCACACACUCAGGCCAUGAACGUCGCCUCGUCCGGCUUCUUCGGCGGCCCGGGUCCGUACUGGAACGCUCCGGCGGCGGCGGGAAUCUACAGCGGACCGCGACACCCCGCCGCGCACAUGCCCUCGCAUCUGGGCUCCUACUACUAGACAUCUCAAACAUCUCAAGAACACACCAGACUGGAGAGAGCAAACCGUGCGCCGCCGCCGGAGAAAACAUCUGCGAUCCGCUCGCAGAUCCAGGAGUUUAGCGGGAAUGUGAAAGUGUAAACGGGGCUGUUAAUGAGCCGCUGCAUGAGCAAGUACUUACUGGUCUAUAUGUGACCCUGCAGCACAAAAGCAGUGUUAAGUCGCUGGGGUAUAUCUGUAGCAAUAG
Molecule: messenger RNA, 1156 nt
Organism: Sinocyclocheilus rhinocerous
Lineage: Eukaryota; Metazoa; Chordata; Actinopteri; Cypriniformes; Cyprinidae
Product: ETS transcription factor ERG
Exons: 5
Coding region: 88-930 (280 amino acids)
Biological process (GO): cell differentiation; regulation of transcription by RNA polymerase II
Cellular component (GO): nucleus
Molecular function (GO): DNA-binding transcription factor activity, RNA polymerase II-specific; sequence-specific DNA binding
Source: RefSeq, a predicted model, not a curated record